Molecule: messenger RNA, 598 nt
Organism: Porites lobata
Lineage: Eukaryota; Metazoa; Cnidaria; Anthozoa; Scleractinia; Poritidae
Source: the annotation of a GenBank genome assembly
GAUCUACCGAUCCAGCGAUCUACCGAUCCAGUGAUCUAUAGAUCCAUCGAUCUACGUAUCCAUCGAUCUACCGAUCCAGCGAUCUACCGAACCAGGAACCUACCUAUCCAGCGAUCGACAGAUCGAGUAAUCUACAGAUCCAAAGAUCUAGAUCUACGGAAAAAGCGAUCUUCCGAUCCCGCGAUCUAUAGAUCCAUCGAUCUACGUAUCCAUCGAUCUACCGAUCCAGCGAUCUACAGAUCCAGCGAUCUACCGAUCCAGCGAUCUAUGGAUCCAUCGUUCUACGGAUCCAUCGAUCUAUCCAUCCAGUGAUCUACAGAUCUAGAGAUCUACCGAUAAAGCGAUCUACCGAUCCAGCGAUCCACACAUCCAGAGAUCUAGAUCUUCCGAAAAAGCGAUCGCCGGAGCGAUCCAGCGAUCUACCGAUCCAGCGAUCUAUAAAUCCAUCGAUCUACGUAUCCAUCGAUCUACCGAUUCAGCGAUCUACAGAUCCAGCGAUCUACCGAUAAAGCGAUCUACCGAUCCAGCGAUCUAUAGAUCCAGCGAUCUACCGAUCCAGGAACCUACCGAUCCGACGAUCCAGAGAUCCAGUAAUGUA